This is a messenger RNA of Hipposideros armiger (great roundleaf bat), 3848 nucleotides long. It is a transcript of the gene SEZ6L2, whose product is annotated as seizure related 6 homolog like 2. The transcript is spliced from 18 exons. Gene Ontology annotation, cellular component: neuronal cell body; endoplasmic reticulum. NCBI's taxonomy places the organism in Eukaryota, Metazoa, Chordata, Mammalia, Chiroptera, Hipposideridae. Gene Ontology annotation, biological process: synapse maturation; regulation of protein kinase C signaling. Bases 545 to 3310 code for a protein of 921 amino acids. The record is from RefSeq and is a predicted model, not a curated record.
AGGAUCUGACGUGAGCUCGACACCUUUCUCAGCUUCUCCCUCCUGCAGCUCCAGUGCCCGAGCUUCGGCUCUCUAGGUUCCGCAACCCUCUCCCCUCCCUGCCAAGCUCUGCUGGAGCCCAGUAGGGAUCUUCCCGAUCCUCGACCCCACCCCAGGCCCCCGGAAGCUGUCGUACCUUUCCCCAGCUGGAUCCCAGCUUAGGAUCCAGUUAGCCCGGGGGACCCAGGCGCCCGAGCAAAAGGGUAACCCAGGCGAUCCGACCCCUUCGGCCCUCCCGGCUCCACCCCCUGCAGCCGGAGCCGCGCCCCCUCUCCCACAGACCCCGGAGCAGAGAACAGAGGAGAUUGGGCAAAGAGGGGUGGGCUCCAGGCGACCCCAAGCCCAAUUCCGCCCCUCUAUCCCAAGGGAUAGAGAAAUUGUCUUCCUUGCUAACUGCUAGCAGGAAAAUAAUAACAAUAAAGGGAAAAAGAGAACGAGAGGGAGGAAAGGUGACAGCUAGAUUAUUUAAGAGAGGCACAGAGAAGAGAAAUCGGUGUGAGUCGUCAUGGGGGCUCCCAGGGCCCAGCACCCGCCGCCUCCCCAGCUGCUGUUUCUAAUUCUGCUGAGCUGCCCCUGGAUUCAGGGUCUGCCCCUGAAAGAGGAGGAGGCCCUCCCUGAGCCUGGAAGUGAGACCCCAACGGUAGCCUCAGAGGCCUUGGCUGAGCUGCUGCGUGGGACGCUGCUGAGGAAGGGCCCAGAGAUGGGCUACCUGCCGGGAUCCGAUCCAGACCCCACACUAGCCACCCCUCCAGCCGGCCAGACUCUCGCAGUGCUCACCCUGCCACGGGCCACUGAGCCAGGGACAGGGCCUCUGACAACAGCGGUAACCCCUAAGGCCGGUAGAGGGGCAGGACCCACCGCGCCAGAGCUGCUGACCCCGCCCCCAGGAACUACGGCCCCACCCCUUCCCGGCCCUGCCUCCCCAGGCCCGCCCCUCGGGCCUGAGGGAGGAGAGGAGGAGACCACCACCACCAUCAUUACCACGACCACUGUCACCACUACCGUGACCAGCCCAGUUCUGUGUAACAACAACAUCUCCGAGGGCGAAGGGCAUGUGGAGUCUCCAGAUUUGGGGAGCAGCCGCACCCCAGGACCCAUGGACUGCACGUACAGCAUCCAUGUCUACCCUGGCUACGGCAUUGAGAUCCAGGUGCAAAUGCUGAACUUGUCUCAGGAAGAGGAACUCCUGGUGCUGGCUGGUGGGGGGUCCCCAGGCCUGGUCCCCCAACUCCUGGCCAACUCUUCUAUGCUGGGAGAAGGACAGGUCCUUCGGAGUCCAACCAACCGGCUGCUCCUGCACUUCCAGAGCCCACGGGUCCCCAGGAGUGGUGGCUUCCGAAUCCACUAUCAGGCCUAUCUGCUAAGCUGUGGCUUCCCUCCCCGGCCGGCCCAUGGGGAUGUGAGCGUGACAGACCUGCACCCUGGGGGCACUGCCACCUUCCACUGUGACUCAGGCUACCAGCUGCAGGGCGAAGAGACCCUCAUCUGCCUCAAUGGCACCCGGCCAGCCUGGAGCAGUGAACCCCCCAGCUGUUUGGCUUCCUGUGGUGGCACCAUCCACAACGCCACACUGGGCCGCAUUGUGUCCCCUGAGCCUGGGGGAGCUGCAGGGCCCAACCUCACCUGCCGUUGGGUCAUUGAGGCAGCUGAGGGACGCCGGCUGCACCUGCACUUUGAGAGGGUCUCCCUGGAUGAGGACAAUGACCGGCUGAUGGUGCGUUCAGGGGGCAGUCCUCUGUCCCCAGUGAUCUACGACUCUGACAUGGAUGAUGUCCCAGAGCGAGGCCUCAUCAGUGACGCCCAGUCCCUCUAUGUGGAACUUCUUUCAGAGACACCUGCCAAUCCCCUGCUGCUUAGCCUCCAGUUUGAAGCCUUCGAGGAAGAUCGCUGCUUUGCCCCCUUCCUGGCACAUGGCAAUGUCACCACCACAGACCCUGAGUACCACCCAGGGGCACUGGCUACCUUCUCGUGCCUCCCAGGAUAUGCCUUGGAGCCCCCUGGCCCUCCCAAUGCCAUCGAAUGUGUGGAUCCCACAGAACCCCACUGGAAUGACACAGAACCUGCCUGCAAGGCCAUGUGUGGAGGGGAGCUGUCAGAGCCCGCGGGUGUGGUCCUCUCACCGGACUGGCCCCAGAGCUACAACCCAGGCCAGGACUGCGUGUGGGGCCUACAUGUCCAGGAAGAGAAGCGCAUCUUGCUCCAAGUUGAGAUCUUGAAUGUGCGCGAAGGGGACAUGUUGACCCUGUUUGAUGGGGACGGUCCCAGCGCCCGCGUCCUGGCCCAGCUGCGAGGACCUCAACCGCGCCGCCGGCUCCUCUCAACUGGGCCCGACCUCACCCUGCAGUUCCAGGCACCGCCCGGACCCCCAAACCCGGGCCUUGGCCAGGGUUUCGUGUUGCACUUCAAAGAGGUCCCGAGGAACGACACGUGCCCCGAGCUGCCACCUCCGGAGUGGGGCUGGAGGACGGCUUCCCACGGGGACCUGAUCCGGGGCACAGUGCUUACUUACCAGUGCGAGCCUGGCUACGAGCUGCUCGGCUCCGACAUUCUCACCUGCCAAUGGGACCUGUCCUGGAGCGCAGCGCCACCCGCCUGCCAAAAGAUCAUGACUUGUGCCGACCCUGGUGAGAUCACCAACGGGCACCGUACCACCUCGGAUGCUGGCUUCCCUGUGGGCUCCCAUGUCCAGUACCGCUGUCUGCCAGGGUACAGCCUUGAGGGGGCGGCCGUCCUUACCUGCUACAGCCGGGACACUGGCACGCCCAAGUGGAGCGACCGGGUCCCCAAGUGCGCCUUAAAGUACGAGCCAUGCCUGAACCCCGGGGUACCAGAGAAUGGCUAUCAGACGCUGUACAAGCAUCAUUACCAGGCGGGCGAAUCUCUGCGCUUCUUCUGCUAUGAGGGUUUUGAGCUCAUCGGCGAGGUCACCAUCACCUGUGUGCCCGGCCACCCCUCACAGUGGACCAGCCAACCCCCACUCUGCAAAGUGGCCUAUGAGGAGCUCCAGGACAACCGAAAACUGGAAGUGACCCAGACCACAGACCGGUCCCGGCAGCUGGAGGGUGGGAACCUGGCCUUGGCCAUCCUGCUGCCCCUUGGCCUGGUCAUUGUCCUCGGCAGUGGCGUUUACAUAUACUACACCAAGCUGCAGGGAAAAUCCCUCUUCGGCUUUUCGGGCUCCCAUUCCUACAGCCCCAUCACCGUGGAGUCCGACUUCAGCAAUCCACUAUAUGAAGCUGGGGAUACACGGGAGUAUGAAGUUUCCAUCUGAACCCCAAGACUAAGGCUGCAGGACCCAAGAAGCCCCUCCCCUCCUCAUUCUGGGCAGGGAGUACAGGACCUGGCCUCUGGCUCCUUUUCUCCCUGCUGUGUAAAUAGUUUCCCCAGUCUUACAAGGGGGCUUGGAUGGCCCUGGGGACCCUACAGUAAAUAAACCAGCAUCCUGCGGCCCAAAGCCUCCUGUUCUCAGUUGCCAAACAAAGGGCCCACCCCACCCCACCCUCCUGGCUUUUGGACUCUGGCAGGGGAACUCAGCUCCCCUGCAACUCCUGGGGGCCCUCCAGCCCAGGGUACCCCCACAAGGACUGCCCCGGAGAGCUCUGCUGUUCCCUUGGCCACGAAGGCUCUUCCCUUCCCAGAUGCUCUGGCCCCAGGCCUAAGCCCUGGGCCUCAGAGGAUCAGAAGGGAAGGAGGGGAGAGCUGGGACAAGACCCCUACCCGCUUCCUGCCAUCUCCCCAACCUACAGUCUCUCCACUUUUGCUUCUGUAUUUUUGUUUUUGAGCAAUAAACAGAAAAUCGCCAUUUGUAA